Molecule: messenger RNA, 1089 nt
Organism: Fusarium redolens
Lineage: Eukaryota; Fungi; Ascomycota; Sordariomycetes; Hypocreales; Nectriaceae
Product: L-Aspartase-like protein
Exons: 6
Coding region: 1-1089 (362 amino acids)
Cellular component (GO): cytosol
Molecular function (GO): argininosuccinate lyase activity
Source: RefSeq, a predicted model, not a curated record
AUGGCGUCCAACCCGUCAACGCUCCUUUGGGGCGGUCGCUUCACAGGCCGGGCGCUGCAUGAGGCUGAUAUCCGGGGCUCCAUCACCUUUGCCAAGGCACUGCGGCAGCUAGACCUGCUCACCGACGAGGAGCUCGGCGAGAUCACCACGGGCCUCGAGGCUGUCGAGAAGGAGUGGGCUGAGGGCAAAUUUAUCAUACAUCCUGCUGUUGAUGAGGACAUCCACACGGCCAACGAGCGUCGUCUAGCUGAGCUCAUUGGCCCGACCAUCGUUGGCAAGCUUCACACAGGCCGCUCACGCAACGAACAGAUCGCCACCGACGUACGCCUAUGGAUGCGAGCCCAGCUCGAUGACCUAUCCGAACAACUGCGCGCGGCCCUGGCCGUUUGCGCUGCCCGCGCCAAUGCAGAGAUCGAUGUACUGAUGCCCGGCUACACCCACUUCCAACGCGCCCAGCCCGACCUAGGCUUCUCCUCUGUCCACCCUAACAGCUUAGCGGCGGUCGCGGAUUGUGACUUCGUGGCCGAGAUCCUGCAGUGGUCGAGUCUGCCGAUGGUGCAUCUUAGCCGCCUUAGCGAAGACCUGAUUAUCUAUUCAACAGCCGAGUUUAGUUUCGUUCAGGUUGCCGACGCCUACAGCACCGGUAGUAGUUUGAUGCCCCAGAAAAAGAACCCCAACAACCUCGAGCUGAUCUGGGGAAAGGCUGGCAGGGUUAUGGGGCAGGCAUCGGGCUUUCUUUCCACCCCCAAGAGCCUUCCAACGGCGUAUAACAAGGACAUCCAGGAGUCAGUGGAACCCCUCCUUGACUGCAUUAAGACGAUCGACUCCGAGAAGAUGAAAGCAGCCCUAACAGUCGACUAUCUGGUUGUGAAAGGUGUGCCCUUUCGGCAGACGCACCACAUCGCCGGCGCCGUUGUCCGCAAGGCAGAGGAGAAGGGCGCCUCUAUCGCUGAACUAGAGUUGCCGGACCUUAAGCAGAUCUCGCCCCAGUUCGAGGCUGACAUUGUUGACGUCUUCGACUUCGAAAGGAGCGUCGAGAGGAGGUCUGCCCAGGGGAUGUCCCCCGCCCUCCGGCGACGAGAUAUGUAA